UUGGCGUACUCCGAGUCGCAGCAGAUCAAUGCGGGGACGAAGGCGCCCAUUGGGUGCUGCAUUAUCCCAAGCGAUCCUGCUUCAGUGAAUCCUCGUUGUGUUUGUGACACUUUGAUGGGAGAGGUCGAUCUGAAGGGGUUGUCCAGGCACGGACCCCGCCGCAUCUGGUAGGGCCCAGUGCGCGAUGGCGGAGUGGCUGUGUUUCGCAACGGAAGCCAUGUUGGUGGGGACAUUGCAUCGAGCCUGGUGGUAAUGGCGCUGUGGACCAGCGGGAAUGCGGUGCUAGGAAAAACCAUUUGUCUUCACUUGAGAUCGCUAAUUGGCGAAGACUGAAAGGUGGGGGUUCGCGCCUGGAAAAAUUUGGCAAUUCCGGCGCUUAGUUAUACAACAGGUGCUGGCUUUCGGUGACGAGAGAGUUAGUUACAAGAUCUUUGGAUGGAGAUGCUGGUUUCGAAAGGUUCCGUGAUUUGGGAGUUUCCUUCGUGUCGCAUGGGGUCGUCGUAGAGGCGGGUCUAAUGAAAAGCAGAAAUAAUUUGAUCUGAAGAUUUAAAGGUGCAAGACACUAUGUGCCUUAGCUAGUUCGGAGCAACUUCACGGGUUGCGAAGGGGGUAAAGUCUAAAAACGAGAAGCAGACAGGGGACUUGAUUCCACUAGCCUGAGAUGCAAUACUUUAUUUCGCUAACGACCAGUUGCCGAUCUAUCUGAGUUAUUCCCUGAUGGCUUGAAAGUUUAAGGUCGAUUCUCCUCCAGUGUUUCACACAAGUAUGGGUAAUUUGGGUUUUCCCUCUCAGUUCAUCUGAAUGGUCGGCUGUCCUAGGACAUUGGAAUGCACAUUCACUCUCGAACGAUGUUGUUACUCCCUGCUAUUUUAAGCUCAAUGGCUGCAUGAAUUCUUGGGCUUUUUCCUUCUCGAACUUUCUGAAUAGCCUUGUGCAAUCAGCCAGAAUCUGACUGACAGCUAAAUUCUCGGAAGGCAAAAGAACCGUGACAAGUUUACAUAUAUAGCCCAGAUUGGCUCCCGCGUCGGAAAGGCGCAGAGACUAAUUUGGGAAAGUAAUAAACGAGAAAACAAACUGCUUGCAAAGGCAAAAGAGAGGUGCUGACUUAGAGCAAUGCAGAUUUGGAACGCAGGGUGAUUCGCAGCAUCGCAACCUCAGGAGCUCUGAUGCUGUACCAGGCUCCACUUGCACGCACUUUUUUCGGGACUCAUUGGAGGCCUUUUGGUCCUCGUGUGAGGUGCCGCACGGUGUCGUUUUAUUCUCCCAUUGAACCAAGCUGAUCUGACUGCGAUGGUUCACAUUCUCGUCUGACACAGUACGAAGGGGGAUGUUGCGGCUCAUUUCUGUGGAGCCGUUUCUCCGGGCUUUUAGAAAGUUCGUUGUGCAGUGUUAGGGUGUUGGCGCCCAAGACUGCGUGGAUUUGUGCUGCGAUUAUGCCUUUGUUUGGUUUCGAUUAAUUCUGAAGAGUGAAAGAGUGGACUCUGGUCUGGAGUGGGAGAAUUUACAACGCGAGGAGAGUUUUGUCCCUGCUGACGUUUCAUGAGGAUGGAGUUCCUGCCGGUUGGUGGGACGAAAGUGCUUCACAUCUUUUUGUCAUUGGAGUUCAGGUGUGUGUCUGAAGGAGAGUGCAUAGUUUUGGGGUUGUGACGGUGAUGCCCUUGGUGUGAGGAUGGGUGGUGAAGAUGGACUCUUGGAAUGUUAGCCGCAGGUGGGGAGGGUAGGCUGCUUGAUUCAAGUGAGAAGUAUAGGGAAAUUCUGAAGGUGGAGUAUGAUGGCGCGUGGGCUGGACAUUAACUAUGAAGAUCCAGAUGCUUCGACGGUGGUGCAAGUGGUUGUGGGAGAGGCCCACACACUUGCUCUCACAGCCAGCGGCAGUGUAUACACAUGGGGCCGAGGACAGUUCGGCCGCAUGGGCAUGGGAGUUUUUCAAGAUGAGCUCGUACCAACGCUCAUUGAGUUCGAAGCAAUGGCGAUGGAGCACGAAGAUAGCCCCUCAAGCUCAGCACACCCAACCGACUGGGAUUCUGUCAAAAGAUCAAGAAUUAGUCAACUCGCUGCUGGAGCGUAUCACAGUCUUGCUCUAGCAGGUGAUGGGUCGGUGUGGUCAUGGGGUUUCAAUGCCUCUGGGUCGUCAAAGAGCCGCAUCGUAUCCGGCACUUAUCACCUUCCCCCGCUCCAGCAGCUUCUCAUUCGACGAAAGCCAAGCGAAUUCUACUUCUUGGAACGAAGACUGUCGCGAUUCGGAUGGCUCAAAUCCCAAGGAGGUUAUGACAUUCUGCAGGUUAUGGUAGUGGAAGCUGGUGGCAUGAUGUCAAGCGCAGUCGACGAUGAAGGUGGAUUAUGGCUCUGGGGUGCAGUACCCGAACCAUCUGCAGGAGUGCGAAUCACAGAUUCCGAUCAGUAUUACAAGUCGGAGUCCUUCGAGCUCGCCAACAUCAAUCAACCAGAGCGUGUCCUUGCGCUAAGAGGCCUUAAAGUACGUCGAGUAGCUUGUGGGAAUGAACAUAUAUUAGUGCUGGUGGAUGGACCUGAUGGAAUAGCAUGCUACUCUUGGGGAAGCAAUGCAUACGGCCAACUUGGCCUCUCAGACUUCGAGGCGCGCGACGUUCCCACGCAGGUGACAGCCUUGGCAGCCCACCAGGUUGGCGUUAUAGUGGACUUUUCUUGCGGAGCUUUUCACAGUGCCAUAGUUACCAUGAAAGAGGAUGACUCUUCUGAUCAUGGAGGGGAUUCAGAGAGCUCCUCCAUGGCGGGGAGGAUGCACGUCGAGCAAGGCAUGGCUUCUCCAAGGCUACGGGCACGAGUGCCAUCGGAUCAAUACUUGGAAUCGCUUGCAUCGCCGAAGGGAAGAGCUCGGCAAACUGAUCGACAACAACUUGGGUAUCCUUACAACGCUGCAUCCAAUAAUGGCUUCCGAAACCAUAGUUCCUAUGGUUCGCACAGUGAUAGCAAUUUUCGAGGUCACUUGCCAACCUCCUCCAUGGCAAGCUGGAUUGGGAACGGAGCAAUGAGGACACAGGCUUCCAAAAGAGACGGCCUUGGGGACGGCGAUGUGAGGCUAUCGACGUGCUGGACAUUUGGACAAAAUGAGAAUGGCCAGUUAGGCAUUGGCACAUGUGAGAAUUCUCAUACUCCUGUCGCGGUGGAUGCAUUGCCAACUCACGAGAGGAUACAAACCGUUGUGUGUGGCUUGUUUCAUACCGCAGUCGUGACAGAUUCCGGCGACGUUUGGGUGUGGGGAAUGGAAGGAGGUCUGGGGCAAUGCCCCGGGAUAGGACCUCCAGGCUCUAAAAGCGGUGAUGCCCUGACACCAGUGCGAGUUUUCGGUGAGUCCUCAGCAAAGUGUAACCGAAUAACGGGUUCGAAAGGAAUUGCUUGUGGAGCUGCGCACACUGUGACGGUUUCCAAUGGUGGGAGGGAUCUCUGGGCUUGGGGGCGUGGUAAGAACGGCGUUCUUGGACUCGGGCAUCACUCUGAUAGCUGGUUUCCGAGUCCCGUGUUGUGGCCGCCGGGAUGUGAAUCGUCCAGGGAUUCAGAUGCAGAUGGUCCCUACGAUGCGUAUCGGAAGUCGUCGAGUCGAGCGUCGAGUAAAGGCGGCUCUCGCGGCAAAGGGGAUGAGAUUAGGCCAUAUGUUAGGGAAGUGGACGACAACAAGCCUCCUCGAAGCAGCUCGUAUUCUCGAUUGCCAGCAGAAGCCGAGCAGUACGUUCGGGAAGUACGCGAGGUGGAGAGCAGACCUCCUAGAGAUGGUCUUGCAAUUAUCAGAAAAGCAAUGGAAUCCCCGGGUCGGCCGAUUCGAAGGGGGGAUCAAUCUCCAGUACAAAUUUCUCGAAGAGGAGACCUUUCACCAGGCCAAGGGUCAAAGAGAGGAGACUUGGUGUUGGAAUUCCCGGGACGGUUGUCAAGAGGUAUGCAAUCUCCGAGUCGACCAUCAAGAAGAGGCGACCACUUCUGGCCUCCAAUGCAGCCCGAGCCAGAGAAUCCUAAGAGCUUCAGAAGAGAAACAGAACCUUCGUCGACAAGCAUUAGCGGUUUCAAAUAUCAAGUCGGAGGUACACCAUUGCAGUCAGAAGAUGUUUCAUCCUUGAAGGCAGAGCUGAUCGAGUGUCGUCGUUACACCGAGAGUCUCCAUGCGGCGAUUUACGGAGGAAUAGAAUCGUUUCCUAUUCCUCUGACAGGAAAUAGCUCAAGUCCUCAUGAUUCCAGAUUCAAUCCAAGAAAAGCAAUUGGAUUGGGAUCGCAGAACUCGGCUCUACAAGACUGGCAGGAUCAUGUUGAAGAGGCACCACUUGAAGAGCUGGCUAAGCUGGAGCAAUUCUACAAAGGUAUGCGAAAUCGGUUGAAAGAUGUUUUGUUUCAAAGGAAGAUGGAGGACUGGUGUCGCCGUGUCAUGUCCGGCCUAUCUGCGGGUUCCUAUCAAGAUCCUCCUCCAGUUCGGGAGUCUUACUCGGCUCAAAGCACACCAUACUUCGAGGAACCUGGAAUGUUGGCUCAACAGAGGACAGGCGUAAUGAGUGACAGACGGGAGAUGCUUUCUCCGGCCGCAUUGGCUGCUUCUCUUGCAGAAUUCCGAAAGCACUCUCAGCACCGCAGAUAAUUCGUGCUCUUUCUACUUCUUCAGAGAAACGGCAAGCAUCGGUGAGUUCUGACAGUUCUCGACGCGCUACAAGUGUAAUCGAGCUUCGCAAUGAGAAGAUACCAUCAUGUGGUGAUGACAGGUCAGAACAUUACCCUCCGUCACUUGACAGCCAACAGUUUGUACCUGUGUCUCAAUAUUGGAUAGGGUGAAGUUGGCUGUUUGCAUGUGUAAUUAGUAUCGACCACUAUUUCGACGACCUUCCCUGCGAACGCUAGCCUUGUGGAUCGAGUGGCAGAUCCUCUGAAGUGCUUUGAAUGCAUAGAGGAUAAAUGUAGAUCUAAGCUUUUUGGAAAAAGAGUGGGCAGGGACCCUUUCCUGGGCAUCUCAAUGCCGACAUUUCAAGUGCUGCAUGAGUACCUCUCGAUUAGUGGGUUUCAAGACACCGGAGUUGAACAUCUCAUAGCUGAAGGCUAUUGCUGAUCUAUGGAAUACGUUUAGUGGUCUAUGUUAGUGAUGGCUUUCAGCAGUAAGAAGUGCACUUCUGAGAGUCUAUUGUGGCUUUUCUCCUUCUAUUAACAUGGGAAGAAGAACUACGAAACCCUUACCUGAUCAGGUAGGAAGAUGUAAACCACUCGGUGACAGUGCAUGUGGGUUCUUUUGCAAGUAUCAGCAUGGGAGGAUGCAAGAUACGUGAGUUUGAAGCUUAACUUCUGCAGUUUUUGGCAAAAUGUAACAAUUUAAAUUAUGAGUUGGAUUUUUACAAUUGUCAGAAAUACCAGGAAAAACACAUUUAAAACUGUAUCUUGCUGCCUUCAUUGUCUAUGUUAUUAACGUGGCAGACAGGAAUUGAAAUGCAUUUUUAGCAGCUCACUUUUGAAGUUUCAAAACUAAUAACUUAACGAACUAUUUAUUUAAAGAGUGUCGGUGAUUAAAUGAUUGUCGAAUUUAGUUCAAAGAGAAAGUCACUGACAUCACGCACCACCUCGUAUGAAGGGUAUGGCGCUGUUUCUGACCGUGUGGAGGGUGUUGAGGUAGAGAGUCUAGCGGGUGUUGAACUUGCGGGGGAGCUCUCGUUUUCUUCAACGUCUGCAGAGAGCCGCACCGAGCAGGGGUACCAUGUUAUGCCAUGCAGUAGCAGGAGCUGAAAGCUGUCCAAAUUAACCAUCGUAUUUUGAGUUUGCAGGCCACUAAGCGUUGGAAGUUCCAAAUCAAAUCCUACUCAUCAUCUCUGACGAAUUCUUUGCCAACAAUGCGGUGUUGCGAGCAAGUUGGGUUGUCCGCCUCACAUAGUUAAUGCGAACUUCAGUUUGCCAUAAACUGCUUCCGACCCUUGUGCCCCCGAGAUUAGAAGACCGUGUCGCUGUGAAACUAGAACCGAGUGAUAACCUUCAACGGUCGAAACCACUCUGAAAGACCUUGUCUUGCUGGAAGUGGAGAUACGCAUCCGAAACACCCACACAAGCAGCACACUUGAAACCCAUCGUAUGCGCCUCCGAAUCCAGGCAUCACCACCCAGCAUCAGCUCUUAUUCACAACCUCAAGGGAUUUGCUGAUGUGGGAUCAGUUUUGUUUAUGACCGAGUGAUGUAGUUGGUGAAGAAGGAAUGAUUUGUCUACUGUCACAUGAAAACGCAGGUGGAGGAUUCCAUUGAGUCAAGUACUCCUGAUAUCCUGGUUAUGUACUGACUGUAGGCUUGAUACUACGCAAAUGAACAGUUUCCUGUGUUCCUUCCUUAUCAA
Messenger RNA from Physcomitrium patens, 6318 nucleotides. RefSeq lists its product as uncharacterized. Lineage: Eukaryota; Viridiplantae; Streptophyta; Bryopsida; Funariales; Funariaceae. The record is from RefSeq and is a predicted model, not a curated record.